Messenger RNA from Acanthamoeba castellanii str. Neff, 258 nucleotides. RefSeq lists its product as uncharacterized. The transcript is spliced from 2 exons. Lineage: Eukaryota; Discosea; Longamoebia; Acanthamoebidae. The record is from RefSeq and is a predicted model, not a curated record. The coding region runs from base 1 to 258 and encodes 85 amino acids.
AUGGAGAGCGAGUACCAAAUGAGCGACGAGACCAUCUCGCUCGCAACCGAUAAUGGCACGACAGAGGCAGGCGCGGCAGCAUCUGAUGGAGACCCGGCCCUGGACUCGAAACUGCUGGAGGAGAUCUCGCAACGGUUCCAUCGGCUGUGGAAGCUCGAGAAGGACUUCGAGCAGCUCACGCGCGACCACCACUCCCUUGCCGCCGCCAAGAAGCUCGUCGAGCACGAGCGCCAGGAGUGGGUCGACAAGCGGCGCUGA